UCUGGGUGAAGCGGCGCCCCCCGGGCGCUGCCCCGCUGCCAGCGCUGCCCUACCCCGGGGCGGGGCGGGGCGGGGCGGGGCCGGCCGCGCGCCGCAGCGCCCCCUCCGCCAUUUCCCGUUGGGCGCCGGCGGCCGGUGCGUCUCCCUCGGACCGACAGGGCAGCCAUGGGGGUCCGGCGCGGAGCGGAGCCCGCGGGCAUGCCGCCUGUUGCGAGAUUUCUAUAAAUAAAUACACCACCUGCUUGUUUGAAAGAACAGGGUGUGUUUUCUGCUUUACUGAUGCGGAGCUUUUCUGAAAUACAAGCUGGUGACUUCCAAAACUUCAAAGGCUGCUUUUUUUCUGAUGAGAAGCAAACGCAAAACAACCCAAUCUGAACUCCAGUUAAAAAUGGGCCGCUACCGAAGACUAUGAGGAAGGAUGAAGCUGAGUUUUGAAAGUGCUGGGUGCUUCACACAGCUCCCAGGGGAGUUACUGUGAGCCCAGGCUGAUAAGGUGCAGAUGCAAAAUGUUGAUUUUAUCAUCAGUAGUUUAUAUUUCUUAAUCACUGUGGAAACACUGAUGGAUGUACCAAUGCAUUUUUAUCAGCUUGUGUACAUCAUCGUUCUGUCUGCAGCUUGUUGCAGCUUGUCUGAAAGAUUUCUGGGAGGGCCACCUCAAAACCUACAAAUGGAAUCAUCCAAUUUUCAGCAUAUUUUGUCCUGGCAGGCAAAAAGUGAUCCAGCUCUUCCAACAUACUAUCGUGUGCUGUAUACUGACCGCAGGAACUGGAAGAUUGCUAAACAGUGUUCAGAUAUUACGCAACUCUCCUGUAAUCUGACAGAUGAUUUUAAAGAGACUUUUACUCAGUAUUCUGCAUUGGUUGAGAGCAUCGUAGGAACUGAAGUUUUCAAUUCUUCUCUACUUCAUUUUGCGCCACUUACUGAUACAUUCCUGGGACCACCAGAAAUUAAUAUCAGUUCCUGUCUCAACUGCAUAAAUGUUACCAUAAAGCUGCCAACCUCUUACUACAGAGAAAAUGAAAAGCUCCUGUCUUUAAUUGAUAUAUAUAAAAGCCUUUAUUAUGUUAUAACACUAAAAACACCUGAUGGAGAGCAUAAGAGGCCGCAGGAGGAAACCACUGAAGAAAUUUUUAAUACUGUCAUUGAAGAAUUGUAUCCAAAUAGAAAUUACUGUGUGUCUGUUAUGAUCACUGCAUCUAUAAACAAACAUUCCAUCCCAUCAGCCUGGAAAUGUGUAACUGCGGACUCUGUAGCUGAACCAGUUGCAGAUUAUCAUACAGCUGCAGUCGCAGGUGCUAUGUGUGUUUCACUGAUGUUAGCUGGUGUCCUGAAGUGUUUGCAUGCAGGAGGCUAUAUUCUUCAAACACAAGCACUUCCACGUGCCUUGGUGUUCAUAAGGACAUUAACCUAUUCACCUUGGACGUUUGAAUCUGAAAAAAUAGCCUCUGUAGAGAUCAUUUACAAAGAGAUGAAGAAAAAGGCAAAUGAAUCUAGUGGUGGUGUCAGUGAUGAAGAUGACAGUGAUGACAGUGAAAGCAAUGCCAUAAGUAAUCAUGACUAUACAAGGCGUGAUAUUUUAAGUAGAGUACCUCAUGUCUCUGACACGUCGAAUGUAUUUGUGCCGUACUCUACAGAUAGUACAUGUGAUGACAGCAGCAGCCAGGCAAGUGAAAAUCCAGAUGCUAACCCAGAAGAUUUUGAAAACCAUGAGAUGGACGUUGAAGAAGACAAAGACACAAGUAGUGAGUUACUUAAUCCUUUCUCUAAGGUAAAUAGUAACUGUUCUUCUAGGCAAAGAGAGAGUCCUUGCUUUACCAUUGACUUAAAAACUGUGCUGUUGGGAGCCUCUGAAGAGGACGUGGAUAGUUCUGCAGCUCUUCUUUCUUCCCAAGAAGAUGCAGUUGACUGGCAAUGUGCUCGUUCUUUUGAAGCAAAUCUGGAUGACACAGAAAACAUGCAGAAACCAAACUGUCAUAAUGACUCUCAGGAAUGGCAAAAUUCCUGUCAUUCUUCCGAUGAAAGUGACUCAUCAGAUUCAGAUAUGGAGCAAAACACUGAAUACAUAAGAAGAUGAUUGUGAGAACUACUAUUAUUUCAUAACAUACAUAUUGAUAGUGUCCAACUUUUAUUUCUGGACUCAACAUACUGAUCUUGUCUUUUUUUUAAGCAUUCCGUGAAUAUAUGUCUGAACCCUUAAAAUAUGUAACACUCAUUUUUAAUAAAUAAAAUCUGAUCUCUCCAGGUUGUUCCAGGUAUGGUUCAGGUUGGAUUAUCCACAGAGAAACAAAAAUGACUAUUCAGGUGCAGCAGAAAGAGUAGCUAUUUCAUUUUGCAGUUUGGUAGUGAAUUUACCUUCUAGCUGUUAUGAAGUAAAUAUUUUUUAGUAGUAGUA
Messenger RNA from Falco peregrinus (peregrine falcon), 2392 nucleotides. RefSeq names its product interferon alpha and beta receptor subunit 2 (gene IFNAR2). The coding region runs from base 500 to 2074 and encodes 524 amino acids. The transcript has 10 exons. Gene Ontology annotation, molecular function: protein binding; interleukin-22 receptor activity. The record is from RefSeq and is a predicted model, not a curated record. Lineage: Eukaryota; Metazoa; Chordata; Aves; Falconiformes; Falconidae.